Funneliformis geosporum is the source of this 869-nucleotide messenger RNA. NCBI's taxonomy places the organism in Eukaryota, Fungi, Glomeromycota, Glomeromycetes, Glomerales, Glomeraceae. The record is from the annotation of a GenBank genome assembly.
AUUGUGGUACUGUAAUAAGUUUAUUAAUUUUAUCAAAAGUUACAAAAACUCUAGCCAUAUUACGUGCAACCCGAACAAGAACGUUUGAUGGACCACACGUUCAUGAAGUGUACAUUGAUGAAUGUCAGGAUAACCAGAUCAUAGAUUACGAGCUUAUCUUGAAACUCUUUGGUCAUGCUGAAAGUAUUUUUAUGGCAGGAGAUGUAGCACAAUGCAUUGCCCGAGGGUCUACUUUCCGAUUCCGGGACUUGUACGCAUUGAUUCACCGAUGGAAUCACAAUCCUUUAAAACCAAAAGAGUUCGAACUAAAUGUUAACUAUCGCUCCCACAAAGGGAUUCUUCAACUAGCUUCGUCUGUAAUUCACCUCCUCCAUGUAUUCUUUCCUGAUUCUAUCGACCAGCUGUCACCUGAAUUCAGUGAGGUUGGUGGUCCACAGCCUCUCAUCAUCGAAGGUUGUGAGGCUAAAGCACUGUUUGUCCAUAGAAAUGAUAACACAAAUACAGAUGAAUUUAUUGAAUUUGGAGCUGGUCAGGUCAUUAUCGUACGUGAUGAAGCGGCUAGAAAGCGUUUGGAGGCUAUAAAUAAGGAUAUUGGUUUGGUUUUGACUGUGUUUGAAGCCAAAGGCAUGGAGUUUAAUGACGUGCUAUUGUUUAAUUUCUUUAACGAUUCGCCCGCACUUUUAAAGUGGCGAGUAAUUCUCUCCGAUUUGGAUGACUAUUCCAAGGGGAUUCGAAAAUUCUCUCCUGAGAAGCAUUAUAUUCUUUCCUCAGAACUCAAGCACCUAUAUGUCGCUAUAACCAGAGCCAGAGAGCGUCUCUGGAUUUUUGAUGAGAAUGCUAAGUUGAGUGAGUCAAUCCGUACAUACUGG